Messenger RNA from Coturnix japonica (Japanese quail), 5826 nucleotides. It is a transcript of the gene BICD1, whose product is annotated as BICD cargo adaptor 1. Gene Ontology annotation, cellular component: Golgi apparatus; cytosol. The record is from RefSeq and is a predicted model, not a curated record. Gene Ontology annotation, molecular function: dynactin binding; dynein complex binding; dynein intermediate chain binding. Gene Ontology annotation, biological process: regulation of microtubule cytoskeleton organization; positive regulation of receptor-mediated endocytosis; microtubule anchoring at microtubule organizing center. NCBI's taxonomy places the organism in Eukaryota, Metazoa, Chordata, Aves, Galliformes, Phasianidae.
AUGGCUGCGGAGGAGGUGCUGCAGGGCGCGGAUCACUACAAGAGCGAGAUCGAGCGGCUGACCAGGGAGCUCUCCGAGACGACCCACGAGAAGAUCCAGGCGGCGGAAUAUGGGCUGGUGGUGCUGGAAGAGAAGCUCACCCUCAAGCAGCAGUACGACGAGCUGGAGGCGGAGUAUGACGGCCUCAAGCAGGAGCUGGAGCAGCUGAAGGAGGCAUUUGGACAGUCUUUCUCGAUUCACCGCAAAGUGGCUGAAGAUGGGGAAACACGAGAAGAGACGCUCCUCCAGGAAUCUGCAUCAAAAGAAGCUUAUUACCUGGGGAAGAUUUUGGAGAUGCAGAAUGAGCUGAAGCAGAGCAAGGCUGUGGUUACCAACGUUCAGGCAGAGAAUGAGAGACUCACUGCUAUCGUCCAAGACUUGAAAGAGAAUAAUGAGAUGGUGGAACUGCAGAGGAUACGAAUGAAGGACGAAAUUCGCGAGUACAAGUUUCGGGAGGCGAGGCUUCUGCAGGACUAUACCGAACUUGAAGAAGAAAAUAUCACUCUGCAGAAGCUGGUAUCCACGCUGAAACAGAACCAAGUUGAAUACGAAGGCUUAAAGCAUGAGAUUAAACGAUUUGAGGAGGAGACAGUAUUGCUUAAUAGUCAGCUAGAAGAUGCCAUCCGGCUGAAGGAGAUUGCUGAGCAUCAGCUGGAGGAAGCUCUGGAAACUUUAAAAAAUGAAAGGGAGCAAAAGAACAAUCUGAGAAAGGAACUUUCCCAGUACAUCAACCUCAAUGAUAGUAUGUACAAUAACCAUAUUAAUAUAUCAGUAGAUGGAUUAAAGUUUGCAGAAGAUACAAGUGAGCCCAACAAUGAUGACAAAAUGAAUGGACAUAUCCAUGGGUCUCUUGUGAAACUUAAUGGUGACUACCGAACUCCCACGAGUAGGAAAGGAGAAUCUCUGCACCCUGUCUCUGACCUCUUCAGUGAGCUCAACAUAUCAGAAAUACAGAAACUGAAGCAGCAAUUGAUGCAGGUGGAAAGAGAAAAGGCCAUUCUCCUGGCCAACCUGCAGGAAUCUCAGACGCAGCUGGAGCACACCAAAGGAGCCCUGACUGAACAACAUGAGCGAGUCCACAGGCUUACAGAGCACGUCAACGCCAUGAGGGGUCUGCAGAGCAACAAGGAGCUGAAAGCAGAGCAUGACUGUGAGAAGGGGCGAGACCCCAGUGAGGAAGCACAUGACUACGAAGUGGAUAUCAAUGGUUUGGAGAUCCUAGAAUGUAAAUACAAAGUAGCUGUUACGGAAGUGAUAGACCUUAAAGCAGAAAUCAAAGCCUUAAAGGAGAAAUAUAAUAAUUCUGUGGAAAACUACACUGAAGAGAAGGCCAAGUAUGAGAGCAGAAUCCAGACUUAUGAUGAACAGGUGACAAGCCUAGAGAAGUCAACCAAGGAAAGCCAGGAAAAGAUGGUGCACAUGGAAAAGGAAUUGCAAAGGAUGACAAGCAUAGCGAAUGAAAACCACAAUACCCUCAACACCGCCCAAGACGAGCUGGUAACGUUUAGUGAGGAGCUGGCUCAGCUCUACCAUCACGUCUGCCUGUGCAACAAUGAGACUCCUAACAGGGUCAUGUUGGACUAUUACAGGCAGAGCAGAGUUACCCGCAGUGGCAGCCUGAAAGGCCCGGAUGACCCACGGGGUCUUCUUUCCCCGCGGCUUGCCAGAAGGGGAAUGGCAUCACCUGUAGAAGCCAGGACUCCGACUGAGCAGGUGACAAAAGAGGCCGCAGAGCCUGGCAAGGAUCAAAGCCCAACGAAAACACCUACAAUUUCCCCUGUCAUCACUGCCCCUCCUUCCUCCCCGGUCUCCGACAGCAGUGACAUUCGCAAAGAGCCAAUGAACAUCUACAACCUCAAUGCCAUAAUAAGGGACCAAAUCAAGCAUUUGCAGAAAGCUGUAGAUCGGUCACUGCAGCUGUCGCGUCAGCGUGCUGCAGCCCGAGAGCUGGCACCCAUGAUUGAUAAAGACAAGGAGGCCUUAAUGGAAGAGAUUCUGAAACUGAAAUCCCUCCUGAGUACGAAGCGGGAGCAGAUAGCAACCCUGAGAGCAGUGCUGAAAGCCAACAAGCAGACAGCUGAAGUGGCAUUAGCCAAUCUGAAGAAUAAAUACGAAAAUGAAAAAGCUAUGGUGACUGAAACCAUGACCAAACUACGAAAUGAACUGAAGGCUUUGAAGGAGGAUGCGGCAACCUUCUCAUCCCUGAGAGCGAUGUUUGCAACCAGGUGUGAUGAGUACGUCACGCAGCUGGAUGAGAUGCAAAGGCAGCUGGCAGCUGCAGAGGAUGAGAAGAAGACCCUAAACUCUCUGUUGCGCAUGGCUAUCCAGCAAAAACUUGCCCUUACCCAACGACUGGAGGAUUUAGAGUUCGACCAUGAGCAGUCCCGACGCAGCAAAGGCAAGCUUGGAAAGAGCAAGAUCGGCAGCCCUAAAGUAAGUGAGGAGGCAUCAGCCACCGUGCCAACCAUAGACACUUUCCUCCUGCAUAGUCAGGGCCCACAGCAACCAAACUUACUGGUCAGCAGUGGCACUCAGAGGAAAAGACUAUUCUCACCUUCCCUUUGUGAUCAGAGCCAUCCCAGGACUUCAGGGACCUACCUCCAGAAAUUAUUAAGAGCCCCCCCUCAUCCCGCCUCCACAGAAUCAUAUCUUCUGAGGGGUCCCCCUUCCAUGAGUGAAUUCAUCCAUGGGCACCGUCUCAGCAAGGAAAAAAGGUUAACCGUGGCCACACCAGAUUGUCAGCAGCCUGCUGCCUCCAUACCGCCACACGGCUCACAACUAGCCAGGGGGCCAGAUUGCCAGAAUGUCAGUCCUAGUGCUCUUCCUGAAGAGCAGCCACAUUCCAGCUCUCAGUGUGCCCCUCUCAACUGUCUCUCUAAGCCUCCUCCUUACCCCUAAUCUUCAUAUGCAACGUAAGAGAAAACGCAAACAGAGUGGAGCUCGUGCAACAAAGGUUCGGGUUGUUCCCAGCGAGCGGGUAGACAAUCCUGCCUUGUUGCUGCAUCGAUAAGUCUGGAUUCAUAUCCACUGCUCUGGCAACUGAGGGAAGGUUGAGAAGAAGAACACAAAGCACAGAGCCCAACCUAUCGAGAAGACUUUUUAUGGUUCCUCUGAUUGUAUUCAAACUUUACUAUCACAACUAAAGUGUAGUGAAAUUUAAUAUCUCAACAGAAAUGUUCCUCCCAGCUGCUUGGCUUUACCUCUGAAAUAAUGAGAGACUUAAGCCAAUAUUAAUAAAGUAUGUUACUAAACCCUACCCUCAUAACCUCUGAGUUCAGCCAUAGGAACCAGUUCACAUUUUCUUUUGUCAUUAAGGGUGUGAUAUUUCCUUCUUGCUUUAUUUGCACCAUAAUUUUUUGUUUAUAAAAUGCAGUCUUUUUUUUUUGCAAGAGUUGUAUUUAAUUCUUUUUAUUUUAUUUUUUCUUUAAACAAGCAGAAAUAGCUGAAGUGAAGAAUGACUGUGUUAAUAUUAAAGAGAGGCUUGUUGUAUUGGCCAGCACACGGCCAAUUCUUAUUGCACAAAAAUGCUGGCAGUGGGUUGAAUCGAAAUGUUAGUGAUGACUGUAUAUUUUGCUGCUGCACUGAUACUGUUUAUGCACUUGUUUUUUAAUCCCUAUUUCAUUAGCUUCUGGUUUUGUUUGGGCUUUUCACUGGAAGAUUAUUAUUUAGCGUAAGGAGCUGAGAGGAUGAUGACGUGUUGGUUUGUUUUCUGUUUUGCUGCAUUGUAAUUCUGUUUUUGCAUUUCAGACAAGUAGAUGAAUUGGUGCUGUUUUUUGGAGUUACUUUCUAUUUGGUAUCUGAGAAAAAAAAAAGAAAAAAAAGAAAAUCUAAAACAAAUAUAAUGUCGUGUGCUAAUUAAAAACAUUCUUUCUUCCUGCUCCCAUAUUCAGGAUACUAGCUUGAGGCCUUACCCUGAAAGACUAGUAUGAAUGGUGAAGUUGCAGGUAUUCGGUGUGAAAUAUUCUAAGGUGAAAUAACUCCUGCAGGUAAGCUUAAUUAAUGGUGUGGAUCAAAGCUAGCAGGACUUCAGUGCAUUUUUUCCUUGCCAAAAAUCAACAGAUACAGAACCUUAGCUCAUGUCAGUUUAUGACAAAUACUCAGGUGAUCUACACUACACAGACUCUAUUGCAACAGUGCACAGUGCUCCUAGUUAAAGAUUCUUUCCUGUAAAAGCUGAAUAAUUUGUUGGGUUUCUCUUUCUUUUAUUUAUUUAAUUACUUUUUUUUUUUUUAAUAGCAAGUUUCAGAACAAAAUCAAGGAUAGCAAAAUUUACUUUGCACAGUACCUGACAGCAAGGUAAGCUGCUAAGCCGUAAUGGUUCGGCAUCUCUGGGGCUUCUCAUCUAGUCAUCACAUAGAAGUCUUCAUUGCUGCCCGCUUGUUGGUAGUUAGCAGUCCUUGCUCUGUCAGGUGGCCUUAAUUUAUUUACAGAACAAAGGCUUAGAUGUUUUCAUGUCUUUAUUCCUUCUCUGCAGUUCGAGUGUGAUUUACAAAUGGGAAACACGGCGCAGCCUAAGAUACAGAGCAGUUGGGCAAAAAUUGCUGCAGAUAUGGUUGGAAUAAUUUUUCACAUUCUGCCUGAGUCUGAGAAAAUGAACUCGGGCUUCUGUUAGAAACAGUGCUUACCAAAUGUUAUGAUACACAAAACAUCAGCAGAGGAAAGAAUCAGCGACCAAUCAGUGUGCCUAAUAAUUAUUAUUUCCAUGGUACCAGUAAUGAAGGUGCUGUAAAUAGAAAUAUUCUCUGUAAUCAGCGGUGUGUGUCAGUUGUAGCCUUGGCAAAGGAGCUGAGCUAUUGUAACAAAACACUCAGAGUCAAGGGUGAAGAAAAUAGGAAUAAACUGACAUCAGAUUCUGGUUGGAUUGAACAGACAACUCUCGGCAAUGUUCUGCUUAGGUUUACCAUGCAAUUCACAUGGUUCUUGUAUACACUUACAUAACUAUUUAGUGUCACGCUUAGCCUACAUGUUGUCUUGUCAGAAAAAAGUCAAAUAAAAUUCAUUCAGCUCAAUCAUAUUGUUUGAUAUGAAUAUUAGCUGCUAUUUUGAUUUUUAAUGAAAAGUAAACAACAAAACCAUUUUUGUUGGAGGCAAACACUGCCUCCCAUGAGCACCUCACAGUUCCUGACCUUGCAGACUGUCCUGGGUGUAGUUAUCUUCUGAAACAGUGCUGAUGCCUUUGACCAAUAAGGACAGCUAUUGUUGAUGGUUAAGCAGAAAAAGAGUUUGUGUUGCACAUGGAAUAGAGUUAUUGCAGUUACUUGGAAUAGAUUCUCCUAUUUUCAUAUCCAAAUCAAACAUAUUCCCUGAAUUUUAGUUCAACAGGAAUUCAGUGAAAUGCAUUUCUUUUCUAUAUAGAUAUGAAUAUAUUGGGAAAGAAAAAAUAAUGUUGUAGUGGAAUGUUUGUUUGGUAAUGUAUUUGUUUCCAAUUGUGAUUUGCAGAGCAACUUUGGGAAAUUGAAACAUACCAGUGUGUCCAUGUUGAUUAAGAGUUAUGAAACAGCAUUCAAUGGUAUAGAAAUCGUGGCCCUGUUUUAUAGAACUAAGUGGGUUUAUUAAAUUUUUUAUCCUCUUAAGCUUUAAAUUCUUCAUUUCUAAGUUUUCAAUUUACAUUUUUUAAUAUGUAAUAAAGCAAGUAAAUGUUGGAAAUCGAAGAGAUCUAGAAACAAACCAAUCUAAAUGUACAAAUGGCUGUAGUUAUUGCAUUGUAAGUUAUAAAACUCUGUAGGUCCCCGGGGACAACUUUUGUCAGUUAACCAGUACAAAAUAAAAUGCAUAUCUUGAACUUGA